AAAAGGUUGCUAAUAUUGGAACAAAAAUUAUAAAAUCGAUAUCCCUAAAAAAGGUUGCUAAUAUUGGAUCAAAAAUAUUUUUUAUGUGUGCCGUUCCAUUUAUAUUUUGGUACGAAACAGUUUACGUUCUACCAUUCUUCUACGAUCCGUCAACAUUUUGGUAUAAGUUUCAUUAUAUGUGUGCAAUGUUCGUAUUUUUUAAUAUUGUCGUAUCGUAUGUAUUCACCCUUUUAUGUGAUACAAGUAUUAAAGGCCGUUUAAUUAAAAUCACAGAAGGAACAUCGCUAUGUUUAGUUUGCGACAGCGUACAACCACCACGGAGCUGGCAUUGUUCAUUAUGUAAUACUUGUAUUUUAAAACGUGAUCAUCACUGUUAUUUUGCAAGUACGUGUAUUGGCUUCUAUAAUUAUCGAUAUUUUUACACAAUGUUAUUAUUUGUAACAAUCGGAUUGCUUUAUUUUGGAUAUUUUCAUGUUUUUUACACUUAUCAUAAUUUAGAAUAUGAUUUGUUUAUGUAUAUACGAAUUUUUGUGCCAUUCAUAAUAAUAUUUUUUGAUGAUCUCGCUACACAGAUUAUCGUUGCUAUAUUUUUAAUAGUGGGUUUAGGAAGUGGAGUUUGUAUUGCGAUGUCGGUUUUUUAUUUUGAUCUAAUAAGAAAGGGGCAAGUUAACAUUGAAAGUAGACGGAAAAAUACAAAAUAUGAUUUAGGAUUUAAAGAAAAUCUUCGUCAGGUAUUUGGUGAACUAUGGUAUGUUGCAUGGUUAUCACCAAUUAUCCCAUCAAAGUUACCUGGUGAUGGUAUUAAUUUUAAAAUUAAUGAAACAUUCAAAGAUAUUUGAAUUACUUAAUCUUAAGCCAUAAAAUGGUCUUUCGAUUUACCAAGAUUAUUUUCAAUUACAAAGGGGAUUCAUUUUUUUCUAAAUAGAUCGUAAAAUUUUUUUCUAAAGAUCGUAAGUCUAAACAAAAAGACGGCACCAUAUUGUAGGGAAUAUUUUGAUUUUGGCGUUUUGAGUGUUAACUAUCAUACUUUAUAUUUUGGACUCUGGUAGUACAUUUCCUAGUUAAAUUGAGCAGUCAUACAUAUUUUAAACUAACUAAAAAAUUCCCAAAUUGUUUUAACAAAAGUUUUAGUGACCACAUCGAUUUUACAAAUUUGGGUUUUCUGUAAAUAUUGAUAGUACCAAUUGAAAAAACUAGUCAUAUUUUCUAUCAUGGAGCAUUAAAAUUGUAAUCUAUUAAAAAAAUUAAAUUUUGUACAGUAUUUUAUAAAAAAUAGGGUUGGUAAUAAGGUCCCAAAUUACGUAAUAAAGUUAAGAUAAAAAGGAAUGUUUCUAAAAACAGGAAUAUAUAAUACAUUUCAAUG
Chrysoperla carnea is the source of this 1363-nucleotide messenger RNA. Its product is annotated as probable palmitoyltransferase ZDHHC24. The transcript has a single exon. Bases 84 to 839 code for a protein of 251 amino acids. The record is from RefSeq and is a predicted model, not a curated record. Gene Ontology annotation, molecular function: palmitoyltransferase activity. NCBI's taxonomy places the organism in Eukaryota, Metazoa, Arthropoda, Insecta, Neuroptera, Chrysopidae.